Molecule: messenger RNA, 6717 nt
Organism: Fundulus heteroclitus (mummichog)
Lineage: Eukaryota; Metazoa; Chordata; Actinopteri; Cyprinodontiformes; Fundulidae
Product: E3 ubiquitin-protein ligase RNF43
Exons: 9
Coding region: 1330-3765 (811 amino acids)
Biological process (GO): Wnt receptor catabolic process; ubiquitin-dependent protein catabolic process
Molecular function (GO): ubiquitin protein ligase activity; frizzled binding
Source: RefSeq, a predicted model, not a curated record
GGCAUCGGUACUGAGAGCAGGUAGAGCGACAAUGAGAUCCCGGGGGAGCGACAGAGAGUCCGGGAGAUAAACUUUUGGGACGGUGUCAUAACCACGCUGUCCCGGGACCCUACCAGCGUUUCAGGGGGACUACAUGGAGAUUGGACUAUUAUCCUCUCACGCGUUUUGGGCAGUUUAUUUUUUUCCGUUCACUUGUUUGUGAUCUUGAUGAACGAUUCAUUUCCCCCCUCGGUGCUCUCAGGAGGGUCGGAUCUAAUUUCUCAACAUGCCGCGGAGGCUCUGAAGUCGGGGGAAAGCCUACCUUCUUCGGGCUCUUAACGCAACGACUUGGUGUAAUUAAGAGGCGACUGUAGAACGCCAGUUCAUGGCAGGUUUACAGGAGCCGCUUCGGUGUCGGAGCCAGCUUGGUUACAAAGGCUCGGCAAGAAAACUGUCUGUUCCGGUUAAUAAUUAGAUAUAACGGAGUACUCAACCGAACAGCGUCUUGGAGGAUUAUACUUUUUUCCCCCUCUCCCUCGCAAUUCCUCGGCUGUAAAACACAUUGCAUAACUUUUCGGCUUCGCUUUUUUUUUAUCCACCAGCAUGACUCCCAACUCUCCGGCGGCAACCUGUAUACCAGCCUUUGAAGUUCAAGCCGCGGCUCUCGAGCGUUUUUGGUGGAUUUAUCCAGAAUCUGUGGCGUCCGCGAGACGGGGGCUCGCUUCUUCUUCUUCUUCUCCUGACACUUUCGCCCAGCUCGUGUUUGCUCACACGAUGUGACUGAAAAAGGGUUGUUUUUUUGCGUCUUGGUGUAAUAUAAGAACACAAGUCGCGUACGACAUGACCGGGAUCUGAUCCAGCGGAGAGAGAGAGGGAGAGAGAGGGGGGGUCAUCUGUUAGAGAGGGGGAGUGAAACAACCUGCGAACGAGAAGACCCGAGUUGGCUGGUGUGAUGCGGAGCGGCGCUUUGGAAAUCAGGGCACGCUUCAGGUUCCUUCAUGCUGCACCGGAGUGCCACUUUUCACGUUGAUAAACACUGGAAUCAGGGCUCAUUUAGGCCUUCUUGUCACGGCUCUAGACUCCCCUUCCCGUAACGUGUGCUGUUUGAAUUUUGAAACCCAGAUGCUGAAUGGAAGUUUUAGGAUUUCUGCUGGAAGCCUUUCAUCGUUAACAGUUUGGAUUACAACUAAUCUCUUCAGCAGGUAGUUACUGAGACGGACAGAGAGAGAGAGAGAGAGAGAGAGAGAGAGAUUGAAAGGGAAGAAGCGGGACCUGUUCCUGAGGGCUUGGGUUGUUAUUUCUGACGAAGUCCACUAUGUGCGGCCGGGCACCGCCGCUGCAGCCGAGGCCAUGACCGUCCCUCAGCGGCGCAUGGCCGGGCUCUGGCCGUGGCUGCUCAUGGCGGCCCUGCAGGUGGUGCGUGGCCAACCGAGCCUGGAGUCGGAGCGGUCGGGACUCCGAGCGGUCAUCAAGGUGACUCUGGUGAAGGAGCCCACGGGAGAGCCCAUCGUCCUGAAAGGGGAGUUCGUGGGAGGAAGUGCGGGCAAAGCGCAGGGGAAGCUGAUGCAGUAUCACCCUCUGUCUCUGUGCAACACAAGCGAUGAUGAACGACAAGACAGCGCCUUCAUCACCAUCGUCAAACUGGAGCACAGAGUUCCCCGCUGCUCGCUGCUGCUGGAUAAGGCUCGCAUAGCGCUGGAAAAGGGAGCCCAGGCUGUCAUCUUCGACGUCAGCGAUGAUGCCGUCGCGGCUGCUGAGCUGAAGGAAACAGACUCACUCCCCCGUCCAGUGGUGCUGAUAAAGGGAGUGGAUGCUGAGGAGCUUAUGAACCUUGUUAACAAGAACGAGGAGGCCACAGUUGUCAUUGAGACCAAGGUGGAGCCCAAAUGGCCACAUUAUGAUGUGAGUAUCCUGCUCACCAUCGUCCUGGUCAUCCUCACUAUCGUCCUGAUCUUUGCUUUCCGCUACAAGUGCAAGUCCAACAGAACUUGGGACUCCGUCCAUCAGCAGACCAUGCGGGCCAUUAGCCACCUGGAGACCAGAAUCUACCGCUCCCAGGGCUGCUCUGGCUCACAGCGCCACCGUGGGGCCUGGGGCUCGACCAGCAGCUCCAACUCAAGCCCCGUCUGUGCUAUCUGCCUGGAGGAGUUCCAGGAGGGGCAGAACCUGAGGAUCAUCUCUUGCGCUCACGAGUUCCACAGAGACUGUGUGGACCCCUGGCUGAUGCAGCAUCGCACCUGUCCUCUUUGCAUGCACAACAUCAUGGGGACAGAGCGGUCGGCUCAUGGGGACCGAUCCCAGCAGAGUUCAGAGCAAAGCCAAAGCUUCCUGCACCCUCAGCCUUACAGUAACCCUCACAACCACCCCUUCCCCCAGCAUGCUAUCCCCUUCUCUAUGAGACCUCACUACCCCCGUGGGCCCUCGGGACCCUAUCCCACUCUGGACCACUACAGUGGCUCUUCUCCCAUGGACACUCAGACUCUACACUUCCUCAACAGCCGGCAGCUGGGUGCUGGCUGUGGGUACCACCUCCCUGUGGAUGUUCCUGGGAGGCCCCACAGGAUUGGGACCAACUGCCGGACCUCCGCCCAUCACUACAACUCUCGUCGGUCCUGUCACAAUUACCGCUCCUCCUGCAUGGCCCAGCGGAACGUGUCGGGCUCGAGGCCACAGCACGGAAUCGCGGUUACGCCUCAGAGCCGCGGAGUAGCGGCCCACGGCAGGCAGGACGACGGGAGCUGCUCCGGGGGCAGCUACCACACAGAACGGAGCGGGUACUUGGCCGAUGGGCCAGCGAGCGACUCGAGCUCAGGGCCCUGGCACGGCUCCUCCAGCGACUCCGUUCUCAACUGUACGGACGUGUCCCUGCAGGGAGUUUACGGCAGCUGGUCCACCUUCCGCAGCUCUCUGAGCAGUGACUAUGAUCCGUUUGGGUAUUUCGGGGCGGGGCCUGGGCACGUGCCCCGCAGAAACAGUCUAGAGGCUGGGGCCCAGAACCGGCCCAAGUCUCUGGAUUCUGUUGUGAACAAAGCAGGCUGCCUCGAGGAGAAGCCACAGACUGUUUUCAGCCACAUCCACUACCAUCGCCACAGACACCACCACUAUGAGGAGGGGGAGCACAGCCAGGGGGUGAGCCGAGGCUCGGACGAGGAGCAGGGAGCUGCUGCCGCUGCUCCCUCUGCUCCUGUUCAGGACAAAGACUCCCCGCCGUGCCCCCCCAAACACAGCCCCUGUCACUGCCCCAAGCCGGACCCCACUGAUCGGCCCAGCCCGGGGACAGAGCGACAGGACCAUAACCAAACGGGUCCUCCUGUAAUAGUUCCCUCAGUCCCCCUGCAGCUCCAGCCCCACUGCUGCCACCAGGGACAUGGACACCCUCACACGACUCUGGGCCGAGUGGGAGGCUGUCUACUUGACGGACCCUCUGUUCACUUUCACCAGAGUCUGGACCGGCAGGACGACCGCAGCAUCCACAUCCACUAUGGUCAGAGUCCAGGCUUCUGCUGCUCCCCCCCAGAGCUGCACCCAGCCUUACUGCCCGUACCUCUCAUCUUGGACUCUGCGGGGAUAGAGGAGUGGCCUUGCUGCACAGGGGCCCAUGUUGUGUGGCAGAGGCAGGUCCAGCAGGCUCACUCAGAGCCUCAGCUCAUGGGACCAGGAACCUCAAUGGACAGGCCUCCCUGCAGGUUCCACCAGGGGCCCUCUGCCGAGCGCAGCGCCGAUAUUUGUUUAUACUGCCAAUCAAUGCAGCACAAUCAGGGAUCAGAAGAGGAGUCUGGGGUGUGAGAAAUCGCCUCAUCCCCAGGUGCCUGAACAGAAAAAUUCCACCAGUGAUGCCUUUGUACAAGCAAUUUCCCAGCUGCCUUAGGAAGACUUCUAUUGUCAAAUAAUGAAACGAUCUUCAUUUUGGAAAAAAAACAACUGAAUAUUUGUUAUAAUAUAUACUUUAUGAUUUGAAUGUGUGAAGAUAGGGUGUUGCAGGGAAAACAACUCUCACGCCACAAAGGGGCAAAAACAUUCCUCCUGGUCAGCGACGGGAGAAUUAUUCUCAUUAUCACUGUUCCCCAAGCUCCUCGGCAACCCCCCCCCCCCCCCCCCCCCCCCCUCAAAAGAAUGGUCCUGCUUUGGGUGUUGAGCCCGCAUGAAGUGAGACUGUGUCUCUGCAUCACUUGCUCUUUUUUAUAUACAAGGUAACUUGAUUUAUUGUAGAGGUACUUCACUUUCAUCUACGCGGUCUUUACCUUGCUUCGUUGAGUCCUCUCUCAGCUUAGAAAUGCUUUUCUCUCCAGCCUACCUCAGCUCAGAUUUCCUAACACGCCUCACACAGGGGUUUUUUAAAGGUACUGCUGUAGUGUUUUGUUUUAAAUUCCUAUGCAGCUUCCAAAAACUCAACAGAUAGUCCCCCCUCUUGGCAAAUCUGGAUUGUUCAAACGGAGAGAACGUUUUUUGUGCUCAGCCCCAACAAAGAACGAGCAUUCACUGAGGUCCCUCAGCCUUGCAUGGGCCUUGUUUUCAUUAUUUCAGUAAUGGCAGCUGUUUUUGUCUUUCCCAUUUUCUGUUUUUUUGUUGUUUGCAAGGUUUCCUCUACAAAACCAACCGGUUUGACUGAAUUAUGUGAUGGUCAUUACAAGCUAUUGUCAUGUUUUUUUGUCAUUUCUCUUGCUAGUGGUUACUUCAGUGCUGUAAAGUAAACAGAGGUUUCGUCAGAAGGAUGUCGAACACAUCCUCUGAUUUUGUUAACUCAUCAUGACGUUAUGCUGUUGGCUGCAAAGAUUAUGCUUUCCCUUUUUCUUCCACAACCUGUAAAACCAAACAGCACUAACUGUUUUGUAGUGUACCUGGCUUAAAGCCAUAUAAAUAGCACAUUGCAAAAAUAAUUACCCUUGUUGAACCUUUUCACAUUUUCUCAUUUUACAACCGCAAACUUCAGUGUAUUUCAGUGGGACUUCUAGUGCUAGACCAAAGCGAAGAAACAUGCUAGCUGCGUAGUUUAGGGAAACUUGGUUUAAGGAUAAUUGGUUUGAAAAGUGCAGGAUUUCAGCCCUGUUCACUCUGACAGCCGUAAAAAUCCACCGCCUUCUGAAGUCAACAAUAAAAUUCAUUGCAAGUUGCAAAAUCAAUGACAUUUGGUGGCAAGAAGAGAGCCUCGAGAAAGCCUUUUAGGACACAAACAUGUGGAACAUCUGGUCAGUUAGGAAUACAUUUGAAGCAGCUGAGGUGGCAGCAUCAUGCUGUGGGGUUGCUUUUCUUCAGCAGGGGCAGGGAAAGCUGUUGUGAGUAGAUGGAUGGAGCGGAAUAGAAGGCAAUCGUGGAAGAAAACCUGUUGGAGGGAACAGAAGACUUGAGACUGGAUUGAAGAUUAACUUGUGGCACAUUAAACAUACAGCCAUAGCCACAAUGGUUAGAAUCAGCCAGUGAAACUACAGCCCUAAACCCUAUUCAGAAUAAGCAGCAAGAAUUAAAUCAAUAUUGCUGUUCGUGGAUGCUGUCCAUCUGUGACGGAGCUUGAGCUAUUUUUUAUCAUUUCAAACUUUAGCCGACCAUAGCUGGUAGAGCUAUUGCUGCUGACUUAGAGGGGGCUGCCACAGCUUUAAGAUCUUUAAUUGGGGAAAAUUUGAAAAGCAUGGAAAAUUGUUUUUCCACUUUACAAAGAUGCACCAUUCUGUGUCGGUUGAUCACAUAGAAUCCCAAUUAACUGCCCUGAAGUUUGCUGUAAUGUAACAAAAUGUUUAAAGGCUAAAGGGGUGAAUACUUUUGCAAGGUAUUGUAGAUGGCCUUAGCAGCUAGCCUGUUGCUGUGCUGCAGUCCCAGUGCCACGAGCACUUGGUGUGGUUUCCCCAAGGCGAAGAAGGAGUGAUCACUCAACUGUCUGAAUGGCAUUAGGGAAGAAAGCCCACCUGGAGCUCAGAAACACAUUGGAUUCAAGGAUUUUAACUCCUGAAUGUGUUAUUUUCUAAAUGUAAAAAAAAAAAAACACUUUAAGAAAUUGUGAUUGAGAUAUUUUUUUUACCUCAUAUUCUAAUUUAUCCGUUGACCAGUGGGAAAAAUGCAUUUCAAGAAAACAGCAGUUACACUAAGCUGUACAGUACAGAGGAAAGUCAGUCUCACUGUGCCAUUUAAAUCGGGAUUUUCUACUUAACUCCAGCAGAAAUAAGCUGAGAUCUAACAAAUAACGUAUCAUGUGUUAGCACAUUCUCUGAAAGGCUCAGUAAAUAUGUGAAGGUUUUUGUUUUUUUUUGUUUUUUUGCAGACCAGCUGCAGCUGAAUGAGAACUUGUGGAAACUGCGACAUAACUAGUAGCACUUACGAAACCUUCACAUGUGCCUUAUUAAUUCAGACUAAAUCAGGAAGCUCCCAAAAACGACGGCUCUUACCUGCCCAACCAAAGAGGCCAAAUCUUAACACAGUGAACCCUGUUGUAUGUGUAGUGCCUUUUCUCCCCCCCACCCACUCCCCCGCCCUCACCCUUCCUUUUUAUUUCUUUCUGUGCUGACAAGAGAGAACAUGUUCGGAUUGAAGUGGUAAUAAUUUUGGGCAAUCAUGCAGAAUCUAUCACCUGUAACCCUUUCUACAAAUACCUCACUUUGAAUGUGCCUCUAGCUAAAGUAUGUGGGUUUAUGUUUCUAUUCUUUUUUGUGGCCGAACAGUCCCAGGGACUGACAUGGAAAUGACUGAAUUUUAAGAAGCACUUUGGCCUUAUGAUUUUAUACUGAAAUUAAUAAAAAAAAAAAAAAAAAA